Molecule: messenger RNA, 1735 nt
Organism: Kogia breviceps (pygmy sperm whale)
Lineage: Eukaryota; Metazoa; Chordata; Mammalia; Artiodactyla; Physeteridae
Gene: SLC25A17
Product: solute carrier family 25 member 17
Biological process (GO): transmembrane transport
Cellular component (GO): peroxisomal membrane
Molecular function (GO): AMP transmembrane transporter activity; ADP transmembrane transporter activity; NAD transmembrane transporter activity
Source: RefSeq, a predicted model, not a curated record
CCCGGAAGUAGUUCUGGAGGAGGUGGGCCUGAGGGAUUGGAGCUGGUGACGUUGCCGCCCAGGGCUCCGGCGCUUGUUACCUCGUUCGGCUGUUUGCGGCUCCUGCGAGAAAACUGGGCAGGUCUGCGGGAACCGCACCUAUGGCUUCCGUGCUGUCUUACGAAAGCCUGGUCCACGCUGUGGCGGGAGCCGUGGGAAGCAUGACAGCAAUGACAGUAUUUUUUCCCUUGGAUACAGCUCGACUUCGACUUCAAGUUGAUGAGAAAAGAAAGUCCAAAACGACACACAUGGUGCUCCUGGAGAUCAUUAAAGAAGAAGGCCUCCUGGCACCAUAUCGAGGGUGGUUUCCAGUUAUCUCCAGUCUCUGCUGCUCCAAUUUUGUCUAUUUCUACACUUUUAAUAGCCUCAAAGCAGUCUGGGUCAAAGGUCAACAUUCUACUACUGGAAAAGAUCUGGUAGUUGGAUUUGUUGCAGGAGUGGUGAAUGUGCUGCUAACAACUCCGCUCUGGGUAGUAAACACCCGACUGAAGCUGCAAGGGGCAAAAUUUAGGAAUGAAGACAUUUUACCCACCAACUACAGUGGUGUUAUUGAUGCUUUCCACCAGAUCAUUCGCGAUGAAGGAAUCCUGGCUUUAUGGAAUGGCACAUUUCCCUCCUUGCUGUUGGUCUUCAAUCCUGCCAUCCAAUUCAUGUUUUAUGAAGGUUUAAAACGGCAGCUUUUAAAGAAACGAAUGAAGCUUUCUUCUUUGGACGUGUUCAUCAUCGGUGCAAUAGCCAAAGCAAUUGCCACCACGGUCACCUAUCCUCUGCAGACAGUACAGUCAAUUCUGAGGUUUGGACAUCACAGACUGAACCCAGAAAACAGAAUGCUGGGGAGUCUUCGGAACAUUCUCUAUCUCCUCCACCAACGAGUAAGGCGUUUUGGAAUAAUGGGACUCUACAAAGGCCUUGAAGCCAAACUGCUGCAGACAGUCCUCACUGCUGCUCUCAUGUUCCUCGUUUAUGAGAAACUGACGGCUGCUACCUUCACGGUCAUGGGGCUGAAGAGCGCACGGAAGCGCUGAGGCAUCUUCCACCGCCAGGCGCUCAGAGAUGCUCAAGACAGGGGAUCCUUCUCUGUGAAGAGAAGCGGUUCCCCUUUUUCUUGCUCCUUCCACUGAGAAUUUUACCCUCUGGCUUGAAAUGCAUCUAAGUUUACACAUGGAGUAUAGCCAGCUUGACCUGUUACCAACUUAGUUUUUAUGAUGGUUGGUUGAAUUUUGUGGGGGAGUUUGGGCCAAUGGCCAUAUGAAAAGAAAACAUCAUUGAAAACCUAAAAAUGAAAGUUUAUGGGGGUUUAUUGACUUUUUUGAGGGGGAUGGACUCUUGCUCUCAUGUAUAAUCUUUUCCAGGUAAAGUAUUUUUUAGAUUUGCCAGAUGGUCCCUUUCCCUUGAACCCUCCCCCAGGUCCUAGGGCAAAUUUGCUACCAUGUUAAUUCUCCUCAUAUACUUUUGUAUGUCUUCAUCUUGGUAUUUUCUUCACUAAAAAUGUUAUGACUAUGCCAUAAGCAUGACUUUAUUUUUCUUGGCAUUUUUUUUCCUCCUGCUUAAGGAAAGAUAUCUUCUUUAGUGUGUGAGCUAUUUAUUUUGUGGGGGAAAUGAAAAUUAUUAAUUCCAAAUGAUUCUCUUAUAAACUAUUUGUAAAUGUCACUUAUUUAGUAUUUGACAUAAUUUUAAAAUAUUUCUUUUGAAUCAA